GUUUACAAUCAAAUCCUUUGCUUCAACGUCAAAACCGUUCUCCAUCGCCUCCUCUCUUCUCGUCUCUUCUCUUCUCUUUCAAAUCCCAUAUUAUUCCAAUUCCCUAAAACACUAUCUCUGAUUCUCUUCCUUUUCUUCCCCUCUCUCACAAACCCUUUUUGAUUUUGAUUUGAUCUACCACCACCCUUCUUCAGCAUUCAUUUCCCUUCCUACUUUUAUGCUUUCUUCUUCUUCUUCUUCCUUUUCCUCCCUAACCCUUCUGUCCUCCAUUUCUUUUUCGCCCUCCCUUCCGACAUUUUUGGGAUUGGAUUAGUUUUUGUGUUUUCGCUUUCAUUUUCUCUAAACUACUUCUAGGGUUUCCUUUUCUGCUCUCUUUAGGGUUUCCAUCCUCCUUGGAUUAUUAGAUUUGGGUGGGUGUCUUCUUGAUUUCCCUCUUUUUCAUCUGGGAUUUUUUAUUUUUCAACUGGGGAAUCCUCAUAUUUUGUUUCACUCUGUUCUAUGUUUGUUUGUUAGGAUUGCUUUUGCAUUUGGCAGUUUUUAACUCCAAACGCGAACGAAUCCGUUGGGAACGAAUUGUUUCUCCACCACUUGAAGUUUCCUUUUUGACUGAGAAGAGAAUAGCCUUAUCAAGAAAUUCUCUAAUUUCCAUCUCUUUUUAGUUGCCUUCUCCCCUCUUUUACUGUUUUUUGCCUUUGGUUUGUUUUUGGAUAAAGGAGGAAGAGAUUGAGUUGCUUCUCUUCUGGGGGUUUAAUCCUUGUAGAAUUUAUUGAGUUGUGGAAAAGUCUUGGCUUGCAUGGGCGAACAUGAGGGGUGGGCACAGCCACCUUGUGGGCUAUUGCCCAACGGUCUUUUGCCCGAUGAGGCAGCUACUGUCAUGCGAGUGCUUGAUUCCCAGCGAUGGUCGAAGGCGGAGGAGCGAACCGCCGAGCUUAUCGACUGCAUUCAGCCCAAUCCACCCUCUGAAGAACGGCGAAAUGCUGUUGCAGACUAUGUGCAGCGGCUGAUCAGGAAAUGCUUCCCUUGCCAGGUGUUCACUUUUGGGUCUGUUCCCCUGAAAACAUAUUUGCCUGAUGGAGACAUUGACUUAACAGCAUUUAGCAAGAAUUAUAGUUUGAAGGAGACAUGGGCCCAUCAGGUUCGGGAUAUGCUUGAAAGUGAGGAGAAGAAUGAGAAUGCUGAAUUUCGUGUAAAAGAAGUUCAAUACAUUAAAGCUGAGGUUAAGAUAAUUAAGUGCCUGGUGGAAAAUAUAGUUGUAGACAUCUCAUUUGAUCAGCUUGGGGGAUUGUGCACCCUUUGUUUUCUGGAGGAGGUUGAUCAUUUAAUAAGCCAAGACCACUUAUUCAAGCGCAGUAUUAUACUGAUCAAAGCCUGGUGUUAUUAUGAGAGUCGAAUACUGGGUGCACACCAUGGACUUAUAUCUACUUAUGCCUUGGAAACCUUGGUCCUCUACAUAUUUCACGUGUUCAACAAUUCCUUCGCUGGGCCUCUUGAGGUCCUUUAUCGGUUUUUAGAGUUCUUUAGCAAGUUUGACUGGGAUAAUUUUUGUGUUAGCCUAUGGGGUCCUGUACCUAUUAGUUCCCUACCAGAUAUGACAGCUGAACCUCCGUGUAAAGAUGGUGGUGAGUUACUUCUCAGCAAGUUAUUUCUUGAAGCAUGCAGUUCAGUAUAUGCCGUUUUUCCUGGGGGCCUAGAAUAUCAGGGACCGCCUUUUGUUUCUAAGCAUUUUAAUGUAAUAGAUCCUUUGCGUGUAAACAACAACCUUGGGCGUAGUGUAAGUAAAGGUAACUUCUUCAGGAUACGCAGUGCAUUUGCAUUUGGAGCUAAAAGACUGGCAAGAUUGUUCGAGUGCCCCAGAGACGGUAUCCUCUUAGAAUUGAAUCAGUUUUUUUUGAACACUUGGGAGAGACAUGGCAGUGGCCAACGUCCUGAUGUUCCAAAGAUCGACUUGAAGUUCUUGCGAUUAUCUAAUUCACAGCAUGUAGAUGGUUCUGAGCAUCUCAGAAAUAAAUCGAACAGCAAAAGAAAUGAGAAUUCAUCUGGUCAUGAAACCCAAGAUGUUUGGUCCCGUGGCUCUCACCUUGCGAACUCACUUCAAGGUACUCCCUCGGAAAGUGCAUCUAGAAAUGACACUUCUACAACUUCUCGUAAUCAAGCACAAAGGAGUUGUGGCAGCUCAAACAACUCAAGGUCCUCUGAUCAUAGUAGGAAAGAAACUAACUACUAUCAUGGUAACCUUGUAGAUAGAAGUCAGAGAUAUUCUAAACCCGAGAACCAUGUGAAUGAUUUACAGGGAAGGUUUCUGUUUGCAAGGACACGUUCUAGCCCAGAGCUUACUGACACCUACAGUGAAGUUUCAUCUCCAUUAAGGCGUAACAGAGUUCCUGAAAGUGGAAAAGUCCAUUUUAACAGAACAGAGGCCAACAGGAGGAAGAACCUAGAAUCUGAUAAUGUGGAAAACCAAUUGAGAUCGUCAACUGACGAUCCUUCAAUUGUUAGACAUAUACCAACCCGUCAGAGCAUUGAUGGUACUGGUGAUUCGAACAGUGGUUCAAAUAGUCACCAGGAUGAGUCUGGCCCCGAAGCUAUUGGCGAGGAUUUUGCUUCUAUUUCUGGGACAUUGGCGAUGCAUCAGGAGGAGCAGGAUCUUGUUAACUUGAUGGCAUCAUCUACUGCCCAUAAUUUUAAUGGACAGGUUCAUCUGCCACUGAACAUGACGACAGCUCACCUACCUCUUCCAUUACCUUCUUCUGUUUUAGCCCCUAUGGGCUAUCCUCCAAGGAACUUGGGAGGAAUGGUCCCCACCAACAUUCCCUUGAUUAAGACUCCUUGGGGCACAAAUAUGCAUUUCCCACAAGGAUUUGUUCCUUCUCCGUUGACUCCCUAUUUUCCUGGCAUGGGAUUGUCGACAAGUUCAGAAGAUGGCAUUGAGUCGGGCAAUGAAAAUUUUAGUUCUUUAGAAAUGAAUUCAAGAGAGGGGGAUGAAGACUUUUGGCAGGAGCAAGAUAGGAAUUCUAGUGUUGGGUUUGAUCAUGACAAUGGGGGAUUUGAAGGGCUUCAGUCGGAUGAUAAGCAACAGUCGACUUCUGGAGGUUUUAACAUUAUUCCUUCAUCCCGAAUGCCCGUCUCUGGCAGUGCUACUGUUACCCAUAAAAAGCAUGCCAAAGAAAAUCGAGUGGCAAUGAAGGAUGGGAAUGCAAAUGCUUAUCAAGAUGACAGAGAGAAUGAAGCACGUUACGACGAUAGACCAUCAUCCUUUAGGCCCUCUACUGGUGUCUCACACACUAGUGGCCUAAGAAACAAGACUACCACAGUGAGUUCUUGGGAUGAGUUGCCUUCAAGAGCCUCAAAAUCAUCUAGGGAGAAACAGGGAUCCAAAUCAAAUACCUUUGACCCGCCAUCCUCUUAUGGGAAAGGCAAAAAUGUUUCUGAACGUUCAUCUACUGUGACCGACGAAGGUAGCAGAGAUUGGAGUCACCUACCUAAUAUGGGUACUGAAUUGGCCGAAAUAAGUGCUGGACCUCAUGCUACAAGGCAUCAAAUUACUGGGGUUGAACCACCACCCCAUACAGCUGGGUCAGAUCCAUUAAUACCUCUUCCUCCAGUACUCAUGGGCCCAGGUUCUAGACAAAGAGGUGCUGAUAAUUCUGGGGUGGUUCCAUUUGCAUUUUAUCCUACAGGGCCACCUGUUCCCUUUGUUACAAUGCUUCCAUUUUAUAAUUUUCCAUCAGAGGCAGGAACUUCAGAUGCUUCAACGAGUCAUUUCAGCGAGGAGGACUCCUUGGAUAAUGUCGAUUCUUCCCAGACUACCGAUUUGUCUGAAGGACAUAAUAAGCCUGAUGUUUAUACCAUCACUAAUCCUAUGAAAGGGUCUUCCGUCACUGAACCUUCACAAUCUAAAUUUGACAUUCUCAAUAGUGAUUUUGCCAGUCACUGGCAAAAUUUGCAAUAUGGUCGGCUUUGCCAAAGCUCUCGGCAUCCAUCACCUCUGAUUUAUCCUUCACCUGUUGCCCCCGUCUAUCUGCAGGGUCGUUUUCCAUGGGAUGGGCCCGGAAGACCUCUUUCAGCCAACAUGAAUUUAUUUACUCUGGGUUAUGGGUCUCGUUUACUCCCUGUUUCUCCUGUCCAGUCUGUUUCUAACAGGCCUAAUUUAUAUCAGCAUUACAUCGAUGAAAUGCCGAGACAUCGCAGCGGGACUGGAACGUACUUGCCAAAUCCUAAGGCUUCACCGCGCGAACGCCAGAAUGCUAGGCGAGGAAACUACAGCUAUGAUAGAAGUGAUAGUCAUGGUGAAAGAGAUGGGAACUGGAACAUCAAUUCAAAAUCACGAAGUUCUGGUCGGCGCGGCCAAGUCGACAAGCCAAAUUCCAGGUUAGACCGCUUGUCUGCAAGUGAGAAUCGAGCUGAAAGGGCAUGGAGCUCACAUAGACAUGACUCCAUGCCUUACCAAUCCCAGAAUGGUCCGAUCCACUCAAACACCACACCAAGUGGGUCGACUAGUAUGGCUUAUGGCAUGUAUCCGCUCCCAGGCAUGAAUCCAGGCGCGGUGACUUCUAAUGGACCUUCCAUGCCCUCGAUUGUGAUGUUUUAUCCGUUGGAUCAUAAUGGUGGGUAUGGCUCACCUGCAGAACAGCUCGAGUUUGGAUCUCUUGGACCUGUAGGUUCUGCUAAUAUAAACGAUGUGUCGCCGCAGAUGAACGAGGGAGGCAGAAUGAGUAGAGCAUUUGAGGAUCAAAGAUUUCAUUCUAGCUCAAAUCAACAACGUACUCCUCUCGAAGAACCUCCUUCACCUCAUCUUCAGAGGUAACCUUAGCUUAAUUUCCUUCACGACUGAAUUAUUUCCAAGAUAGGAAAGCAUCACCAAAAAGAAGAUAAAUCACGACCGUCGAGUUCUGUCGGUUGUAUUCUUUGAUUCUAGUAGCAGCAGCUUGCAGCAGCAUCUCACAAGCCGUAGCCAUGCACCCCCUUUAACUCAACUCCUAUAUGAGCAAUAUGCAACUCUUUGCACUGUUGUUCUUCAGAGAGGAAGUUUUUGGUCGAGGUGGGAGGGAUGUUCCUAUUCCACUUUGAUUGAGCCAGGGAGGGAGGGGGUGUGUGAAAGGUCAUUUUUAUCCUUAUAAGAUGACUUUGAUUGCAGCAGUUUGUAUGUAUAUUAAGGAGUGAAAUCCAUCGCAUUUAAGGGGGAAGGGACUGAAAGAGGCAGUGAAGGAAGGAAGGAAGGAAGGAAGGAAGGAAGGAACGAACGAACGAACGAGUUCUCGUAGGUCUCGGGCGAAUAGUAGAAGAGGCUCAGUUUAUGGUUUAGAUACGUUUAUAACUAAUGAGGUUAGAAAGUAGAAAUCAUGUCUCAUUACAACACGAUUUGUUUCCUUGGAAUUCCGUCACAAAAACACUUUACAUUAGGGAUGCCAAUUUAGAGUCUCACUUUACUUUGUAAUACUCUUUUUGUUUCUUAUUUUACCAACUCCCGAACUCCUAAACUCCUUCCUUUUUGCUCAUUA
Cucurbita maxima (winter squash) is the source of this 5498-nucleotide messenger RNA. RefSeq lists its product as uncharacterized. The record is from RefSeq and is a predicted model, not a curated record. The transcript is spliced from 8 exons. The coding region runs from base 794 to 4804 and encodes 1336 amino acids. NCBI's taxonomy places the organism in Eukaryota, Viridiplantae, Streptophyta, Magnoliopsida, Cucurbitales, Cucurbitaceae.